This is a messenger RNA of Aspergillus niger, 900 nucleotides long. RefSeq lists its product as hypothetical. The record is from RefSeq and is a predicted model, not a curated record. NCBI's taxonomy places the organism in Eukaryota, Fungi, Ascomycota, Eurotiomycetes, Eurotiales, Aspergillaceae. Bases 1 to 900 code for a protein of 299 amino acids. The transcript has 3 exons.
AUGCGUGACAAAGAAGAUAAAAGCUACUUUCUUUACGGUUUUGGACACAAGCCCGAGCAGCUAUGUCUCGGCCAUCUGUCUUUCGGAACAUACUCCAAACCGAUAAAGGAUUCCUUGUGGGCGGAAGAAGCCCAUAAAUGGGCAAACGUUACUAGAAUUGACAAUCAGUGGUUCCGAACGAACCCAUCGAUUCAUAUAUCAUGUGAUGUCAAUGCUCUUGACUUAGUUACCCUGGGAGCCUCAUUCGUCAAGUCCCGGGAAAUGUUCGUACAUGCGAAAGCAGGGCGGAAGGUCGAGCUGAAAGAUCCUCGAGAGUUUCUGUCUGAGAAAGUCUUGGAAGCAGGCCGCUGCCGAGAAACACUCGAGAGAUGGCUAGUCCUCGACAAAUUCUCUUUGAAAAACGCGCUCAGUCGACCUAAAAUUUGGUAUCUGACUGGCCUCUACGAGUUGGAAGAUACCAUGAGUCUGAUAGGAGAUACCAAUACGAUUGGACUUCGAGGCGGUGUCUCCGCUGAACUACUCGCCCUUCUGGCCGCAGCUCCAGUAGGUGCGAGUGCUGAAGUCGCACGAGCAAAACUGCAAAUGCAAAGUGUCCAAGUUAAAGAACCACUUGUAUGGGCCGCAAGGUAUCAGUUACUCGAUGCGAAGUAUCUGUAUGUUGAAGAUGAUGAUCCUGUGCCUCAGAAUCUGGUCAGACUCAGGGGGUCGCCUAAACUUUCCAAAGGGGGUUUCCGUGACUCCGAAAAGGAUGUUAACUGCGCUGAGCUCUCCCUGGUUGAGCCUAAUCCUGACUUAGCAAGGGAGGGAGACUAUGAGGAAUGUGAGGAAUAUUGGGAGCCAUUUCUUGCGGCACAGAAGGAGUUAGAGAAGGUUGAAAAGAGUGGACAAGAGGAGUAUUAG